UUGUUUUUGUAAAUUAUUUACUGCAUCCACGUUUGUUUUGCCAUGUUGGAAGCACAACAAGAUUCCACAACGGAACGUGAUAUUAAUGAUAUAUUUGAUGAUAUUAUCCUAACCGAAGAGCGUUUAGUGGAGAAAAGCUAUAAAGAAGGAUUUGACGAAGGUUGCCAACAAGGUAACGCCGAUGGUUAUCGUUUGGGUUUUGCUCAAGGCUUGCAAUUGGGAGAAGAACUGGCUGAGAUCUAUGGUUUAGUAAUAGCCUUGCAACAACAAAACAAACACACGGACAAGGUAAAACGUUGUAUGGAGCAGCUGAAAACUUUAAUAGAAGAGUUUCCCAAAGACAACGAUCCAGAAGCGGACAUUAUAGGCACUUUGGAGCAGAUAAGAAAUAUAAAUAAAAGAUUGCGCGUUUCGUUAGGGCAUAAAUCUGUCACUACGGAUAAGCCAUUGGAAAAAGAAAGAAAAGAUUUGUCAUUUUAA
This is a messenger RNA of Calliphora vicina (urban bluebottle blowfly), 480 nucleotides long. Its product is annotated as protein LTO1 homolog. The transcript has a single exon. NCBI's taxonomy places the organism in Eukaryota, Metazoa, Arthropoda, Insecta, Diptera, Calliphoridae. Bases 43 to 480 code for a protein of 145 amino acids. The record is from RefSeq and is a predicted model, not a curated record.